Messenger RNA from Spea bombifrons (plains spadefoot toad), 1625 nucleotides. Its product is annotated as zinc finger protein 347-like. The record is from RefSeq and is a predicted model, not a curated record. Gene Ontology annotation, biological process: regulation of transcription by RNA polymerase II. The transcript has 7 exons. NCBI's taxonomy places the organism in Eukaryota, Metazoa, Chordata, Amphibia, Anura, Pelobatidae. Bases 116 to 1432 code for a protein of 438 amino acids. Gene Ontology annotation, molecular function: RNA polymerase II cis-regulatory region sequence-specific DNA binding; DNA-binding transcription factor activity, RNA polymerase II-specific.
UUAUGAUUACAGAGGUUGAAGAGCAAGCGGAUCAGCGAUUUGUUGAAUUCGUGGGUUUUAUUUUUAGCUGUUUGACGUCAAAAGCAACUUUCAUUGAAGGUUGCUUCCCUUGAUCAUGAAGGACAAGAAGCAUAUGGCAGAGAGGUUCUUGAAUCAUGCCCUGGGGAUCAUCUACUUGCUUACUGGAGAGGAAUAUAUCAUUGUGAAGAAGAAUUCCCCACACUGCAGUAUUAGCCAUCUGUCCGGAGAGAUACCUGUAACCUGUGGCGAUGUUUCCGUCUAUUUCUCCGUGGAGGAGUGGAAUUACCUAGAAGAACACAAGGACAUUUACAAGGACUUGGUGACAGAGAUGUGUCCACCAUCUACCAUUUCUACAGAAAUCCCAGAAAAACUGAGCUCAGACUUUGUUAAUGAAAAAAUAGCAACUAUCACAAUUAGAGAAGACUGUGAAGAUGGGACCCAUGAAAGGGACGUAGAGACCGACACCCAUGCAAUAUUGCACUUAUCAGGCUCCUUUAAUGAAAAUGUAAGCAUGAAGUCAAUUGGUGACAUCAGAGAAGGCGAAUCAGUUGAAAGGGACGUUCGAGACGUGGUAGAGAGGGCUGACAUUGACAGAGAUGGACUAUAUAUAGCAGAGGAAUAUGCUACCGACCUACUCCCUGUGUUCCAGGAAGACUAUGUGGAGAUGUCGGCUAGCCAGUCAGCUUUGGAUAAUAUCGGAAUUCUUCCGUCUGAGUUUGGAUCUUAUGAAUGGGCACAAACAGUGUCCGCUUUAGGCAAAAACGUGAUUCUUGGCGACAUUGUCCAAAAAAAACCAAAGGGAAAGUUGACUCCUGGCAACAAAAGUGUCGCAAAGAAAACUAAGGACAACCUGACUCAUAGAAGCACCAGUGUCCCAAAGAAAACAAAAGAAAAGUUGACUCCGGGCAGCAACAACUUUACAAAAAGUACAAAAGAAAAACCUGCCAAGCAAUUACCGGGAACAACAGUUAACGCCGGACACCAUACACUGCUUGCCAGGGACCCUAAUGCGUGCCCUGAUUGCGGAAAAUACUUUCAUAAUAAAUCCAAUCUCCGCAGACAUCAGAAAAUCCACUACAGGAAGGUCCAUAAAUAUUAUGAAAGUGGAGGACAGUUUCAUAAUAAACAACCCUUACACCGCCGGAAGGCGCAGGCCGCUGGGAACCUUCAUCGGUGCAACGACUGCGGGAAACAGUUUAACUCCAAAAGUCAUCUUACGUCGCACCAAAGGGUUCACACAGGGGAGAAACCCCAUACCUGCAAUGAAUGCGGGAAAUGCUUUGGUAGUAAAGCUUAUUUUAUUGUUCACCAGAGGAUUCACUCUGGGGAGAAGCCAUACAUUUGCUCACACUGUGAAAAGCGCUUUGCGGACAGGUCAAAUCUGCGCAAACACCAGCGAACACAUAGGUAGGACUGACUGAAUUCCUGCUUUAAACGCGGGAAGCACUUGUAAUUCCAAAUAGUUUUACCGUGCAACGGGGACAUCAUAUAGGAUGCCUCUGGGGUGUGACAUGUAUUAUCAUACAGGAUGCUUGUAAUGUGAACACGUAUGAAACAUUAGUGGACCUCACAUCUGCAGCUCCGAGGGAUGUAGAAUAACAUGA